CCGGGGACACCGGGGACACCGGGCCGGUGCCCGGGGCUGCUGGACACAGGGUGGCCGGGCAGGGAUGGCCACCAGGAACCAGCAGGGAGCACGGCGGAGGACAGCGGGGCACCCAAGGGUCCAACAUUCAUGGAACCAACUCCCCGAGCAGAGAAUCAAAUGCAGAAAGAAACAAGAAGGCUUUGGCAGUGAUUAAAUUCAUUUCAAGCUGGAUUGGGAAGGUCUGGCAGUGCUUGGGAGAUUGUGGAAGGUCGUUGUGGCUGGAGCUGGAACAUCCUCAAAAAUCCACCUCACCUCUGGGCAGCAGUGGAAAACAUGGAUCUGCCCUGGCAGAUUCCCACUGUUCUUCCCUGGGAUCUGCUGAUGGAGCUACUCCCCCCUCUCUGCUGUUGCACUACCAGCUCUCCCAAGUUUCCCUGCAGAAAGAAACCAGGAUGCUCCUUAAGCAAAGGAUCUGUGCCCAGGACACCUGAUGGAGCACCGUGGAUGAGCUUUUUCUGGCAUGAAGCAACCAAAAUUUUAUGACCCAGAGGGAUUCUCAAGCACUCGAGGGAUCCCCACGGAAGGCCGAGCCAUGCAGUAGGAGCCAGCACAUCCCAAAGGAAAGCAGGACCCAGUGGUGCCGUGGGAGGGACGGGACAUGCGGAGCCUCAGCUGCCUCCUCCUCCUCUGGGGACUCCUCCUCAUCCUCAGCAUCACCAGCACGGAGGGCUUUGCCCAGGCAGGCCGCAGGGUGUGCGCCGCGGGGCCGAGCGGCCGGAGCGCCCCGGCAGAGUCCCACGUGCAGCCCGAGUACCAGCCCUACCUCACCACCUGCCAGGGCCACCGCCUCUGCAGCACCUACAGGACCAUCUACAGGGUUGUCUACAGGCAGAGGCACCGGCAGCUGCCCGAGCCCACGGCCUCGUGCUGUCCUGGCUGGAGCAGAGCAAGCGGCCACACACUGGGCUGUAACAGAGCUCUCUGCUGGGAGCCGUGCCAGAACGGUGGGAGCUGCGCCUUCCCCGGGAGAUGCUCCUGCCCCCCUGGCUGGACGGGGCGAGCCUGCCAGACAGACGUGGAUGAAUGUGCCAGCCAGAGCCACGGGUGCAGCCAGCUCUGCAUCAACACAGCUGGGAGCUUCCACUGCGCCUGCCGGGACGGCUUCAGCCUCGCUGCCGAUGGCAAGGGCUGCCAGCCCCUGCUGCCAGCACCCGGGACUGACACCUCCAGCCAAGCAGGUCCCUCCAGUGAAAUGAAGGAAGAAAUGAAGGACCUGAGGAGCAGAGUGGAAGCGCUGGAGCAGAAGCUCCAGCUGGUGCUGGCCCCCUUCCACAACGUGAUGCCGCCAGAGGAUGUCGGUGCAGACCCCAUCAGCCGCCUGUCCCACUCCCUCCAGCAGCUGGACAGGAUCGACUCCCUGAGCGAGCAGAUCUCCUUCCUGGAGGAGAGGCUGGAGACCUGUAAGUGCCUGGAAAAAGCAGUGGGAAGGAUCUCCCUCCUGCCACGGUGGCCACACGGAGCAGAUGUGGGCCAGCAAGAUCAGUAACACAUAUGCCACUGUUAAUCUGGGUCUGCCUCAAGCUCAGCAGCCUGUAAUUAACAAAGGAUGAACACCAACAGCCCAUUAGCUUUAUUUCAAAGCUGUUUCUAUGGCUGCACUGUCUGACUGCCCUUGUAGCAGCCAAAAAUUGUAGGACUGGCACAUGGAAAUGUGGCUGUGGGGCAGAGCUGAGGGAGGCACCUCACAGCUGCUGUCCCUUCCUGAUAACCCAGUCCUUAGGAAAGAACCCCCAGCUCUUAGGAAAUUAACAGUCCAAAAAGUCAGUCAGGGAAGUUUAGGGAGCAUGAAGAAGUUGGCAGAUUUAU
Messenger RNA from Pseudopodoces humilis (Tibetan ground-tit), 1848 nucleotides. The record is from RefSeq and is a predicted model, not a curated record. NCBI's taxonomy places the organism in Eukaryota, Metazoa, Chordata, Aves, Passeriformes, Paridae.